UUCUUAUAACCUAGACAUCUUUUCAUCAGCUGAUAAUUUUCCUAACCCUGUCGGUCCUUUAUCACCUACAAGAUGAUUUCUAGGCUGGCAUUUAAGAAAGCUCUUGAUCUCAAAUCAGUUGUCCCUUCUAUCAUUGGUUCUGCCAGGUUUGCCUCAACCACUGAAGGACCUGAGAGAGAUCUUGUGAAUUUUCCUAGGCCUGUAAGGGCAGAAUUUCCAUCGAAAGUUAGAUAUUGUUGUGUACCUGAAGAAUGGUUUGAGUUUUUUUACAAGAAGACAGGAGUUACAGGACCGUAUGUAUUUGGUGGAGGUCUCACUACUUACUUGCUGAGCAAGGAAAUAUGGGUUAUGGAACAUGACUUCUAUUUCCUUUUUGCAUUUUUUGGUAUUGUAUAUAUAAUGAACAGGCAGUUUGGCCCUCAAAUAGCUAGUUAUCUUGACAAGGAAGUUGACAAAGCAGAAAGCGAUGCUAACGAAGGUAGACAGAAUGAACUUCAAAUGCUUGCUGACACUAUCAAAGAGGAAGAACUGGCACAAUGGAGGGCUGAUGGUCAGGAGUUGUUAUUGGCGGCUAAAAGGGAAAAUGUACUUUUACAAUUGGAAGCUGCAUAUAGGGAACGAGCUAUGCAGGUCUAUUCUGAGGUUAAGAAACGUUUAGAUUACCAAGUUGAGAAGCAGAGGGUUGAACAAAUGGUUGCGCAGAAACAUAUGGUGCAAUGGGUUGUAUCAAACGUACUCAAGUCACUUUCAGCUCAACAGGAAAAAGAAACUAUCAAAAAAUGUUUGUCUGAUCUUCAAUCUCUUGCAGCUAAAGCUUAAAUUUUUUGUAGCAUUUGUAGUCCAAUGACUAUAGUAAUUGUAAAAAUAUAAUGAAAUAUUCCGAAUAAAAUUUAUUAUAUCCUUAAAGGAGUUCGAAUUCAAAUCUGAUCAACCUUUUAUUUGUAUUUAUCAUUAAGGUACAGAGUGUCUAUGUGUCGUUCAGUACAAAAUGUUAUGAUAUUUUUUAUUUAAUAAUUUCAAACUGUAAUAUAAUAAAGUCUUAAAAUAUGAUUUUAUUUUCUU
Nezara viridula (southern green stink bug) is the source of this 1062-nucleotide messenger RNA. The record is from the annotation of a GenBank genome assembly. Lineage: Eukaryota; Metazoa; Arthropoda; Insecta; Hemiptera; Pentatomidae.